This is a messenger RNA of Nezara viridula (southern green stink bug), 633 nucleotides long. NCBI's taxonomy places the organism in Eukaryota, Metazoa, Arthropoda, Insecta, Hemiptera, Pentatomidae. The record is from the annotation of a GenBank genome assembly.
UAAAAAGUAACAAAUGUUUUAAAUAAUAAUUAGAAAUAUUUAAGAUAGUCAUAAUUCAUCAAAGAGUAAGCACAUAAGAGAAAAGGGAAGCUGUAUGCAACUGUCAGUGCGUUAAAGUCUCGAGGAGUUGAAAUACAGGAGACAUUGAUAGCCGAUGAUAGCAACAUAAACAUGCACAUAAUACCACAUAAAACAUGUUUUUCUAUGCUCACCAUAAACGUUAAUCAGGAUGUUAAUGAUAUGGCCUGUAGGCGAGAAGUUGAAGAUAGUUGACAGGAUACGAGAUAGGGAACAGUUAGUCCAUGACAGUCGGAACACAAGGCACACGGCUCGAGCACCGUCGACUGAACAGUGUCAAAGCCCUCCCUGUUGCCAAGGCGACCCGAUCUUAACCGAAUAUGGCCGAUCUCUGGCGAAGAGCUCAGUCUUCAUUGAGAGCUGCCGGUAUUCAAAAGGGGGUUGGUUGUAAUGUUGAACUUUUAAAAUUAUGAUACUGAAAUAGUAAUAACACAAUUCAGAAUAGUUCACUUGUAAUUGAAUUCAGUGAUGUCAUAAUGUGGGAAGCAAAAGAUCGUAAUCGUAAUAAUUUGAACAUAAUAAAUAAUUAUUAUUAUAAAUAAAUUUAAUUGCCAG